AUGCAGCCUUCAUUAAACCCUACCACUUCAUUUCAAACAACAACAACAACACCAACACCACUUUCAUCAUCAUCAAUGAUCAUGGGAAAUGUUGGAUCGACAACAAGUUUCGGAAGCAGUAAAAAUUCGUCGAGCCCUCUCGCAACCACUAUCUUUGAAACGUCCUAUGAUUUCAGCAAGAGUGUCGGACUGCAAAUCAAAAAUCUGGUACUCACUCUUGAUAAGAAUAAUUACCGAGGAAAUGUAUCGGAAAUUGAAAAGAUUUUAAAACAAUACGGAUUUGAAGCGUACCGACAUUUUCUUACAACUCUCCUUUCCUCUAUCAAUUUUUACAACAUUACACAAAAAGACAAAUCAAAACUUCAAUUAUUGAGCCAAGAAUUUGCCAAAUUGACCACUCAAACCAAUUUUACUUCCAUUAUUUUGAGAGCCUUUUCAGAAGGAGUUGAGAAUGGACUAAAAGUUGAAUUUAUUUCACAAUUUUCUCGUACCCUCAAUUUACCACUCUCACAACAAGUAUUAUUGGGAAUUGCUUUGGCAGAGUCUCACUCUCCUCUCAUUCAAAAAGAAGGUAUGUGUGUUAAAGUAUUUUUCAUUGUGUGUGGCUAA
This is a messenger RNA of Naegleria lovaniensis, 609 nucleotides long. RefSeq lists its product as uncharacterized. NCBI's taxonomy places the organism in Eukaryota, Heterolobosea, Eutetramitea, Acrasida, Naegleriidae. The coding region runs from base 1 to 609 and encodes 202 amino acids. Gene Ontology annotation, cellular component: CCR4-NOT core complex; P-body. Gene Ontology annotation, molecular function: molecular adaptor activity. The transcript is spliced from 2 exons. Gene Ontology annotation, biological process: nuclear-transcribed mRNA catabolic process, deadenylation-dependent decay. The record is from RefSeq and is a predicted model, not a curated record.